Messenger RNA from Etheostoma cragini (Arkansas darter), 828 nucleotides. RefSeq lists its product as uncharacterized. The record is from RefSeq and is a predicted model, not a curated record. NCBI's taxonomy places the organism in Eukaryota, Metazoa, Chordata, Actinopteri, Perciformes, Percidae. The transcript has 6 exons. The coding region runs from base 276 to 677 and encodes 133 amino acids.
UAAUACUUGAGGUGAAAAGAGACCUUAGUAUUUUUCUAUUUUCCAUACAGCAAAUCUGGAAGUUUCCAAAUGCAAUGCAUAAUUAUGUUUUGGAGGGGAGGGUUCUGGCAGCAUGGGGUGUAGAGGUAUAAAUGGAGCCUGGAUACAGUUGGGGCGGACAGAAUAACGCAGCAUCACAUCUGUGCAAUAUAGUUUUUCAGUUUCUUUUGAGAUUUUAUUCUCUCUCUUUUGAUUAAAGACAUACGUAAGCAAAGUAUUUCCCGCCAGACCAAGAAAUGGAUAACUGGAAGAUCCAGCUCAUUGUUGUGACUUUUUGUGCUUUGGUGCAAACCUAUCAGGCGCUGUCCUCUAGUGUGGAAGAGGAGAGAAGGUUAUCUACAGACUGGCAGGAAGAGUCACUGGAGACAGGUCUGACCCCCCCGAUGGACCGCAUGAUGAAAAGAUCUAAAGCCCUCCGCUUCUAUGGACUCAUGGGGAAACGCUCAGGUAUAAGGAAGCCUUUUAAAGUAGACAGACGAAACAAAGGAGAGACGUUUGUGGGUCUGAUGGGUAGAAGCAUUUCCAGUGGCAAAUCGUUAACCAGAAUAUUUCCAUCUGCAACAACCACUGCGAUCGAUGUUUCGGAGAAACCACACAAGCAAGGUUCAUCAGAGGAAUGGUUCCAAAUCCUGUAUUGAUGGAGCUAGUAAAAAAAAAAAAGUACACAUUUUUAUGAGCUAUACAAUUUAACACCAACCAAAGAAGACGUUACCAUACAUCAUACUCCUCAAAAUACACUCUUGUUACGGUUUCAAUCCAUGCUCACAAUUAUUGUUUUAAGCCCAAACA